Gongylonema pulchrum is the source of this 429-nucleotide messenger RNA. The record is from the annotation of a GenBank genome assembly. NCBI's taxonomy places the organism in Eukaryota, Metazoa, Nematoda, Chromadorea, Rhabditida, Gongylonematidae.
CUGGCUCGAAAUUCCAAAGGUUCGAGAAGAUCCCCGGUCGCGAAAGCAGUUCCUGAGGAUUCGAAAGCAAGCCUCAACACAUCGAAAUCAAAAGUACCGGACGAGAAUACAGGUAAGGAAAAACCGAUAAAAGGAAAGAAAGUAUCGAGUGAAACGCAGUUAACGGCUCGAGAGCUCUCCAAAGAGAAGCUGCAGAAGCUGCUAAGCAAAGGAUCGCAUGAAAAAAUUGAGGCGCUGGCGGCCGGGCAAGAAAAAACACAGGAGAUGUCCAAAGAGCCAGACAAAAAGGGAUCCAAAGAGUCAGAAAAAAGGGGAUCCAAAGAGCCAGACAAAAAAGGAUCCAAGGAGUCACCCCAGAACGCAUCCAGGGAGGCAUCCAAGAGAGCAUCUAGAGAGGCAUCGGAAGAAAAAGAAGGCGACAGCGAAUAG